Messenger RNA from Ornithodoros turicata, 1752 nucleotides. It is a transcript of the gene und, whose product is annotated as methionine aminopeptidase 2-like. Gene Ontology annotation, molecular function: metalloaminopeptidase activity. NCBI's taxonomy places the organism in Eukaryota, Metazoa, Arthropoda, Arachnida, Ixodida, Argasidae. Gene Ontology annotation, biological process: proteolysis. The coding region runs from base 15 to 1556 and encodes 513 amino acids. The record is from RefSeq and is a predicted model, not a curated record. The transcript has 13 exons. Gene Ontology annotation, cellular component: cytoplasm.
GACAGACGCCCUACAUGGCGGAACCGUCUGAUCAUGGACUCUCUCUCGAGGAAAACGAAACCGGAUCCAUCUCGCGUUGCUCGCUCGCUCUGCGCGAGGCGCCACUCGGUAGGGAAAAGAAUAAUUACUCAGCGAACAUGGCGGCCGUCUUGCAAGACCACGGAGAUAAUCAUGUGGAUGAAAAAGAGCCGAUAUUAGAUGACGGCGAAGAUGAGGACGACGCUGACGACGACGUUGAACCCCAAGAGGCCUCCAAAAAGAAGAAAAAGCGCAAGAAGAAAAAGAAGAAAGCGCCUCAAGAUGCCGCCGGCGAAAACGCAAAUGGUGAGCCAUUAGCAGAGGACAAACAACCACAACUGCAGACUGAUGCCUCCGAAGUCAAGCCUGAAGGGGACGCAGAAGAAGCGAAGAAGAAGAAGAAGAAGAAACCAAAAGGUGCUGGUGCAAAGCAGCAGACCGAUCCUCCAUCGAUUCCAAUCAGUGAACUGUUUCCUGAUGGGAACUUCCCUGUGGGCCAGGAAGUGGAGUACCCUAUGCCUAAUGACAGUCGCACCGGAAAAAAUAGGAUAACCGACGAAGAGAAGAAAGGCUUGGAGAGCAUGUCGCAGGACCAGUACAAGGAAAUCCGGCAGGCUGCAGAAGCUCACAGACAGACUCGGCAGUACAUGCAGAAAGUGAUAAAGCCUGGGAUGACCAUGAUUGAAAUUUGCGAGACACUAGAGUCAACGGCCAGGAAGCUAAUCAACGAAAAUGGCCUCAGUGCUGGCCUGGCAUUCCCAACGGGAUGCUCUCUAAAUCACUGUGCUGCUCACUAUACUCCAAAUGCUGGGGACCCCACGGUGUUAGGUUAUGACGAUGUCUGCAAGAUUGACUUUGGUACACACAUCAAUGGUCAAAUCAUUGACUGUGCCUUCACACUGACGUUCAACCCAAAGUACGACAAGCUCCUUGAGGCUGUUCGUGAUGCCACGAACACUGGGAUCAGGACAGCAGGCAUCGAUGUCAGGCUGUGCGACAUUGGAGAGGCCAUUCAAGAAGUGAUGGAGUCUUACGAGCUCGAGCUGGACGGCAAAACAUACCCAAUUAAAUCCAUCCGGAACCUGAACGGGCACUCCAUUGGACCUUACCGCAUUCAUGCUGGCAAGACUGUUCCGAUUGUGAAGGGAGGAGAAGCUGUUAGGAUGGAGGAAGGUGAGGUGUAUGCCAUAGAGACGUUCGGAAGCACGGGCAAGGGCUAUGUGCAUGAUGACAUGGAUGUCUCUCACUACAUGAAGAACUUCGAUGCUGGCAGGGUGCCACUCAGGCUUCCACGCUCAAAACAGCUGCUUAAUAUCAUAAAUCAGAACUUUGGAACCCUGGCUUUCUGCAAGCGCUGGCUCGAUCGUCUUGGCCAAUCAAAGUACCUGAUGGCACUCAAGGACCUGUGCGACAAGGGCAUUGUGGAUGCAUACCCACCCUUAUGUGACAUCAAGGGUUGCUACACGGCCCAGUUCGAGCACACCAUUAUUCUUCGCCCCACCUGCAAAGAGGUCGUCAGCCGUGGAGCGGACUACUGAGGGACACGGACUUCGUUGACACAUGGACAUCACCUUAUUGACCAGUUUUUGUUUUCUUGUUGACAACUGUGCCCCCGGGCUGCGUUUUUUAACAAUCUAAGCAAGAUUGCCACUCAGGUGUUGGAGCGCACAGAAGCAGUGAGUGUCGGAGCAUGUGAGGCAUUGACGUAAUAAAAUUACUUUGUUUGAUGGUUUU